This is a messenger RNA of Coccomyxa subellipsoidea C-169, 2823 nucleotides long. Its product is annotated as RRN3-domain-containing protein. Gene Ontology annotation, biological process: transcription initiation at RNA polymerase I promoter. Gene Ontology annotation, cellular component: nucleus. The transcript is spliced from 13 exons. Bases 174 to 2579 code for a protein of 801 amino acids. Lineage: Eukaryota; Viridiplantae; Chlorophyta; Trebouxiophyceae; Coccomyxaceae. Gene Ontology annotation, molecular function: RNA polymerase I core binding; RNA polymerase I general transcription initiation factor activity. The record is from RefSeq and is a predicted model, not a curated record.
AGGAACCCAGAACAGAAAUACAUCUGCCAUCUUUAUAUUCUGGGGGCCGUUGGUGCAUGACCACGAGUUGCGUGCUCGCAGUCGCCACUGUCGUCUGAUUGUCUAUUUGAGAUGUGGUCACACCGUCUCAUUGUCGGGGGGAUGACACCUUCAUCCUAAGCAAUAUUUUUAUAAUGGCUGCUCAUGACACACCAUUGCUUGGAGACGCCGAUGCAGGAGAUUUGGACGAGCUUUUGAGACUUCACGUGAAGGAAGCGGUCCGAUCGAAGUCCCAGAAGGGCGGCGUCAAAUCAGCUUCUUACAAAAACCUAGUGGACCAGAUACGGCGCAUCAAAGAGAAGGCGCUGGGUUCAAAGGAUGAGGAGCAAGUCGAGUAUCUGACCAGUGUCCUGGACGCACUCACUACCUGCGUGUCCAGCCUUCACGAGCAUGAGCAUGAGAGCCUGCUGAAUGAAGUUUUUGACAUCUCCAUAUGGCAAGCCACCCCGGAUCUGAGAGCAGCGCUGCUGAGGCUGGUCACGCAUCUUGUGGUGGCCAACAGCGCGCUGGUGCCCCUGUGCCUGCGAGUGCUGGCCAUGGGCUUACAGCCGCCUCCCACGCCUCCUGUGCAGCUGUCUCCAGGCGAGAGCUCGCCUGACAGCCAGCAGUGGCAGGCGUCCCCUGACCUGGUGGCGAUCCAGGAGCAGGUCAUUGCAGCCCUGGAAAAGGUGUUGAUGCUGGUGCCGACAGCGCCGUCGCGGCUGAUGUCGGUGAUAGCCGGGGGCAUUCCCCACCGCCUGCGCGACCGCGACGCGCAGUGCCUCUACCUUCGCGGCGCGCUCGCGCUGGCCGAGGCACCGGCAGCCGCAGCCGUGCGCGAGGGCAUCCUGGCGGCGGCCGCCGAGCACCUGCUGUCCCUGGACGUCGAGAUCCGCUGGCAGGACAUCGCCGCCGCUGAAGCCGAUGCGGCGGAUGAGGAGGAGGGCGAGAGCGAGCAGGAGGAGGAAGACAUAUUUGAGCUGGAGGGGCAGACGGAGCAGCUGCACCUCAGCCCACAAGCACAGCCGGCAUCGGCCCCAGAGCGGCUGCAGGGGCGCGGCGGUUGGGAGGGCGCUGCCGGGGGCGUGGAGACAGCGGCGUCGCCGUCGGGGCGGCAGCCGACGACGGAGUCAGCAGAGAAGCUGGACGCGCUGAUGGGCCUUGUGUUUGAGCACCUGGGCCGCCGCUGCGAGGCGGGGCAGCUGCAUGCUGCCUGGGCGACCACGCUGCACACCUUCCAGCGCACCAUCCUGCACACCCACCGCUCCAAGUUCACCCAGUACCUGCUCUGGUACCUCUGCGAGAAGGCACGCCCCCUCCCCUUGCCCUUUCUACCGCAGCCGAUCUACCCCUCAAGCACCUCGGAAGAUCCCAAGCACUGCAGCGUAAGCCUGGUGCAGCUGCUGCUGGGGCAGCUGACCAGCCCCAACGUGGCGCCCAUCACCCGCUCCGCAGCCGCCGCCUACAUGGCCAGCUUCCUCGCGCGCGCCGCCCUCGUCCCCGAACACAUCCUCAUCGAGUCCCUCCAGGUGCUGGCGGGUUGGUGCCUGGCGUACUGCCAGGAGCAGGAUGCAAAGGACGCUCGCGCGGCGCUGACGAUUGCACCACUGUCCACGCGGCUGGACAUGGAUGCUGGGCCACUCAGAGGCAUCCAACACCAGGUGUUCUAUGCGGCCUGCCAGGGUCUGCUGUAUGUGCUGUGCUAUCGCCUGGAGCAGCUCAUGGACGCAUCAGCACCAGCACCAUCCCCAUCCCCAUCCCCAUCAGACUCGAACAGUGGAGGUGGCAGAAGUGCAGACAUCGUCCGACAGCUCUUCACAGACGUCAUGCCAAAGCUACUGCACCACAGGCUGGCUCCGCUGGCGGUGUGCCUGCCGACAGUGGUGGCCGAGUUCACGCGCCUGGCGCAGCGGCUGGAGCUCAUGGACUGCGCGGCGCUGCUCCCGGGCCGGAGCGAGGCGGCGCGCGCGCAGAGGCCGCUGGAGAUGUUCUUCCCCUUUGACCCCUUCCUGCUGCGCCACUCGGCGCGCCACCUGGACCUGGGCAGGACAUACGUGCACUGGAAGGCCGGCCACCCGCGCGCCGCGCCUGGGCCGGCUGACGACGAUGCCUCCGACAUGUCCAGCGACGAGGAGGUCGACGGCGUCAGCGAGUCAUCCGAUGAUGAUGACGAGGCGAGUUCCAGCAGCGACGACGAUGAGUCGUCCUCAUCGGACGGCGACACCUCUGAGGAGGACGCGGACGUGCCCGGGGCGCAGCGGCACCGGCAGCCGCUGGCGCCGGCCGGAUCGGCCGCAACGCUGUGGCCGCACGCGCCCAUCGGCAUGCGGCCCAUCUCUGCUGGCGCCUCGCGCAAGCGCCCGGCCUCCAGCACUCCCGGCAGCGACCAGGGGUACCUGCAUGGAGCAUCCUUCGACACAAACGGCGGAAUGUCCCCACUGGAGGGCAGCUCGCCUGGAGCUCACCCCUCCAUUGCACCCAUGUCAUGGGCACAGAGCUUUGAGGGCAGCCGGCUCAUGCACAGGCACCUGCAGCCGCUGGUCGUGCACACAGCAGACUAGACUUAUUCUUUGCAAAAGUCUUGUGCUUCAUGUUGUUUGCCAUGCAGCGGGCACUUUGAAGCAGACAUGUACCAUUGCUUCUGCCCAGGAAGACACGAUUUCUGCUGGUGAUUUUAUUUUUUGGUCUGGAGAUCUGAAGUUCCUUGCUGCUGAGCCAAAACGGAUGAGUGCAACGCAAAUGAUUGACUGCUCUAAUAGCUUCUAAUAGCUUCAAGUUGGUCCACAUGUAAAGCAUUGAUGUGUA